Molecule: messenger RNA, 1653 nt
Organism: Neocloeon triangulifer
Lineage: Eukaryota; Metazoa; Arthropoda; Insecta; Ephemeroptera; Baetidae
Gene: Eno
Product: enolase
Exons: 7
Coding region: 93-1475 (460 amino acids)
Biological process (GO): glycolytic process
Cellular component (GO): phosphopyruvate hydratase complex
Molecular function (GO): magnesium ion binding; phosphopyruvate hydratase activity
Source: RefSeq, a predicted model, not a curated record
GCCGUUUUUAGCGCGGUAGGCUCGCUGGCCAGCUGAUAAUCCGAGCUUGCGCAGUGUUUGCUGCUGGGUGGACGUGCGAGGCGAGUCUCUCUAUGUUCGUCCUCUCCGCUAGGUCAACCCAUCUUCUCUGUCGGCGUUUUUACUCGAGCUCCAGUUUUAGGUCGAUCUUCACAAUGCCCCUGCAAAGCAUCAAAGCCAGACAGAUCUUCGACUCUCGCGGUAACCCCACCGUCGAGGUCGACCUGGUCACCGACAAGGGUCUCUUCAGAGCGGCCGUGCCCUCGGGCGCCAGCACCGGCAUCUAUGAGGCCCUCGAGAUGAGGGACAACGUCAAGGACCAGUACCACGGCAAGUCCGUCUUGAACGCCAUCAAGAACGUCAACGAGGUCAUCGCCCCUGAGCUGCUCAAGCAGACCUUCGAGCCAACCCAGCAGAAGGAAAUUGAUGAUUUCAUGCUGAAGUUGGACGGAACCGAGAACAAGUCCAAGCUUGGUGCUAACGCUAUCCUUGGUGUCUCUCUUGCUAUUUGCAAGGCCGGUGCUGCCCAAAAGGGUGUCCCUCUGUACAAGCACAUUGCUGACUUGGCCGGCAACACAAACAUCAUCCUUCCCGUGCCCGCCUUCAACGUGAUCAACGGUGGAUCUCACGCUGGCAACAAGCUGGCCAUGCAGGAGUUCAUGAUUCUGCCCACUGGUGCUACUUCCUUCACCGAGGCCAUGAAGAUCGGCUCUGAGGUGUACCACCACUUGAAGAAGGUCAUCAAGGACCGCUUCGGUCUUGACGCCACCGCUGUUGGUGACGAGGGUGGUUUCGCUCCCAACAUUCUGAACAACAAGGAUGCUCUCUUCCUGAUCCAGGACGCUAUUGCCAAGGGCGGCUACACUGGCAAGGUUGAGAUUGGCAUGGAUGUCGCAGCUUCUGAAUUCCACAAGGAAAAGUUGUAUGAUCUGGACUUCAAGAACCCCAACUCUGAUAAGAGCCUGUGGAUUGACGGUGACAAGCUCGAGGCUUUGUACCAGGAGUUCAUCAAGGACUUCCCCAUCGUUUCCAUCGAGGAUCCCUUUGACCAGGAUCACUGGGAGGCCUGGAGCAAGAUCACCGCCAACACCACCAUACAGAUUGUUGGUGACGAUCUGACCGUGACCAACCCCAAGAGGAUUGCCACCGCCAUUGAGAAGAAGGCCUGCAACUGCCUGCUCCUCAAGGUCAACCAGAUCGGCACCGUCACCGAGUCCAUCGAGGCUCAUCUGCUGGCCAAGAGCAAUGGCUGGGGCACCAUGGUGUCUCACAGGUCCGGCGAGACUGAAGACUCCUUCAUUGCCGACCUUGUUGUUGGCCUCAGCACUGGCCAGAUCAAGACUGGUGCGCCAUGCCGAUCUGAGCGUCUGGCCAAGUACAACCAGAUCCUGCGAAUUGAGGAGGAGCUUGGUGCCGGCGCCAAGUACGCCGGAAAAUCUUUCCGCAAGCCCGAGUAGAGGAAUUGUCAUUAUUUCCAUCUAGUCUGUAUUAGGCCCAAGGCUAAAUUGUUAAAGCUCUUGUCACACACUUGGCAUUUAACGAAAGACAAUUCCCGAGAAGUACUCUACUUGUAUGUGUUGUACCACCUUCCCUCAAUAAAUAAACUGUUUUAGAAUAUUGGUUAUGAGGGUUAAA